Rotaria sp. Silwood2 is the source of this 2444-nucleotide messenger RNA. The record is from the annotation of a GenBank genome assembly. NCBI's taxonomy places the organism in Eukaryota, Metazoa, Rotifera, Eurotatoria, Philodinida, Philodinidae.
AUGCAUAGAAUACUGUUGGGUGGUUGUACAAGUGCUGGUUGUACUUAUGUACUUUCCAAGGAAUUUAGAACACAACGCCCACCACUGUCACCCGAUAAACCUGGAUCAUCGAAAGCAUGGGUUGCAGUAUUUCCAUUUUUGGUCAUUGCUGUUGUUGUUACUGUAACUAUAUGGAAACGGGAAUCAAUUAAACAACGACCAAAACCACUUGCGAAAUAUAUUAAUAUGACAGAUGAAGACGAAAAAGAAAUAUAUGCCGAAUAUCAAGAAUUGGAAAGGAACUCUAUACAAUAUCGUCAGUCAGAAUAUGAAUCCGAAUAUGCCACUUAUGAUCGAUAUGCUAAUAUUACUGCUCGAGGACCUUGGGAGUCAACUGCUGUUCGAUUACAUGGCUCUCAUCGUCAGUAUGAUUAUAUCAAUGCAAAUGAAAUUAAAGUAAUUUAUAUAAAUCUAAAACAUUUAAACCAAUGUCUACUUUUUAAAAAAAAGGGUUUAUAUAAUGAAAAACAAUAUAUAGCUUGUCAAGGUCCAUUAGAAAAAACUUGUGAAGAUUUUUGGGAAAUGAUUAUUCAAUAUGGAUUUAUUCUUUUUAAGGAUACCAAUGAAUGUCAUAUAUAUCAUUAUUAUUUUAUUGGUUGGUCAGAUUUCAGUGUUGUUGAACCACAAAAAUUAAUUGAACUUAUUAAAUAUAUUAAUAACCAUGGUCGAAACCAAUUUGAUUUGAUUGGAAAAGCUAAAGAAGCUUUAUUAAUACCUACUGUUGUUCACUGCAGCGCCGGUGUUGGACGAACAGGUACAUAUAUUGCAGUAGAUAUGAUAAUGCGUUUGAUUGAUCGAUUAAAGAAUGAUUUAUCAACAAUGAAACUUGAUGUUAUGGGUAUUGUUUAUCAACUUAGACAAGAUAGAGGGAAAAUGGUACAAACUAGGGAUCAAUAUAUGUUAGUAAAUCGUUGUGUAGAAGAAUAUUUAAGACGAACUAAUCGAAUAAAUGAGGGUAGGUCAUUUUGUACAGGUCAUAUGUAAAUUAGAAGAAAAUAGUGUGUGUAAGUUUAAAUCAAAGUGUUGUGGCUCACCCUUUUCAUUACACAUCUUAGUAAUUAGUAGUAAAUGUUGUUAAGUAUUCUAAGUCAUGUCGAAUAGAUGAGUUUCAUGUUUCAGUCUCCACGCUCUGGCUCUAACAAGCUGUUUAUUAGAUGUUCAAAACAGAUUCCAAAGGAAUGAAAUGCAAGGUGGCAAAUUUACGAUGACUGCAACAAUGAAAAUUUAUUUAUAAUUCUUAAGAUAUGAAAACAUUUUGUUUUGUUUUUAUUUUGCGUUCUAAUACAGACGAAAUACUGGAAUACACAUUUUUGCACAUAUUCGACUAUCUCAGAAUACUCCCAGAGAUCUAUUGAAAAAUGAAAUUGAUAUCUUUUUAUCUAGCUCUGGGAAAAUUAACGCAAUACGAAAGUAUUGAUAAUCAAUCAGAAAGAAUAUCUACAUAUGUUAAUUUGAAUUUUGCACAGUUUAACAACGAUGUAACGACGAGAUCAUCAUUGGCGUCAGCUAAGAAAAACAUAUAUUGUCCAUCUGUAGCCGGUGAUCAUGAUUAAUUUUCCAAUUCUCUUUGGCACAAUCUUAAAUAUUGGCAUUUAUAUAAUGAUUGCCAUCAUACAACAAGAGAUAAUGAUACAUGGCUGUGAUUUUCUUGAACGACUACAAGUAGUCGAUCACUUUGUUUUUUAACAGAAACCCUUUUUAGAAAUUACCAGCUACUUAUUUUCGGUGGGCAAUUGUUCUUUUGCUUUUUUCUUUAAUCUUGCAUUAUUUAUUUUUAUCCCUGACAAUGGAAUGAGUGAUUUAUGUGUUGAUAAGAAACAAUAAACAUGGUCUUUGUUUGGUAAAAUUUCGUUUUUAUUUACCUUCAAGCUAAUAAAUGAAGAGCGUCUGACAAACAAAUAAUUAGCUACGUUAUGUGAGAUAAGUCAAGAGCAGAAGUCAAUAAUAAAGUCAGAUUUGAAUUUUUGACCUGAUGAAUUUUUAGAUAAAGCCAGAAUUUCAGCUAAUUGGAAGUGACCGUUGGUGUAAUUGAAUAGAAGACUCUCUCUAACUUACAAGGACGCCCACAACCUUCAUUUAAAUUUAAAUUUAAAUUUUGAUAAUUCAAAUAUAAAAUAAAUAAACAGGAAAAUGCUACUCCAACUAGAUAAUUUCAUACUUUUCAUUUAUCAUAAAUAGAUACUGUGGCGUAACUUCGAUACAUGGUCUGAGAAAAACAAUUAAUAAGCAAAUUAUGUGCAUUAUAAUAAAAAAAUAAAAAUUAUUUUGUGGAACUCACAUAUAUUUUCGAAGAAAAUAGUGAGUGUAAGUUUUAAGUUCGAGGUUUCGCGACUCCCCCCCCCCCCCUCCCCUUCCAGCCCGGCGUCCUUACCGACCCCCACGAGCCAAGAGCACGCAUCAGAGCC